AUGCUUUCGCACCUUCGUUUCCACAGACGGGCUCCCUCGAACCCGACAUCCCCAAUUCCAGACCAAGGGAGCAGCCCCUGGGAAGCAAAUCAGACGCCCGAACUCCCUCAGCACACUCAUCAAGAUGCACCUCCACAGCAAGUCGCGCGCCCUCGCUCUUCCCAUGCGACCGGUGCACCGCCAACGCUCCCGCCAAUACCUCGAGUCACGUCUGAGAACGAUAUGCUUUUUGACAAGAGCGAGCAGCAGACCACAAGUCUAUCGCAAUCAAAAUCACCCCCGCAACCUCGCGCUUCCAAUGGCGGGGGUGGUGAGAGGGAAUCGGGUUUCAUGGGGGGUGUCGCCCUGCAGAACUAUCGUCUGAGCCUCCAGCAGGCCCAACAGCACGCUGCCACUGCACCCAGCACGACCGCGGCACCCAAUUUGCCGGAAAGCGCCCUUACGCGAUCGAAACCGCCACCUCCGCCAAUCAAUACUGGUCGCCCUUCGCAGCCCAAGGCAUCCUCUUUCGUCGCCCCGACUGAACUUUACGGGACGCAGUCGGCCAGUAGUAAGAGACCAGCCGGGACUAGGCUGGCAACCGAGCCGGCCACUCUGGCACACCUCAAUGGCGUAGGUUUAUCGCCGGUGGUUGAGCCACAAAAGCCAAAGAAGGGCUUGCCCUUUUUGAAGAAUCCAAUGUCGACGCUGCUGGCACGACGAAAGACGGCGCAAAACGCUGCUGAUAUGGCGCCGGUCCCAAAAGCUACCCGCACUUCGGAACCUGUAUAUGACCCGAGGAUAAGAGGCACCAGGGUACAUGAUUUCAGCGCGCCGCGCCCUCGUCGCAUCGUGUCGACCAUGCCAGACCAGAUGGGAGCACCCACUGCGCCGCCGCCGCCGCCGCCGCCGCCCCCUCCAGCACCGACCACGGAGCCUCCGGCGCCGCCCCAGAGAUCCCUGUCAGGUGCCGUCCCUGCCGCUCAAGACAUAGGUCAAGCUGUGACACAGUCUCCGGACGAGGACGUCCCACCCGAGGUUCCAGCACGUGCUUCCAGUAGACCCACUUCAAAACACCACUCCGAAGCUGCUUUGCAAGCCACGGCGUCAGAAGAAGCAAAUCGAGAAAAAAUGCGUGACGAUCCCGAGGUUCAGGAUCAGGUGAGGCGGUUUUCCUUGGAGGAGAGGACGGUGCCCGCCGGCUCAGUACCACCAGUCCCGCCAAAGUCCAAAUCAAGGGCCGCGUUGGAGACGAGCGCGAUUUCCCAACCAAAGCCCGGCCCUUCAAUCAGAACCAUGUCUCGCAAUGCAUCUGCUUCUGCGCGGUCAGUUCGGGACGGGACCUUGACCGCUCUUCCCAAGCACAUGAAGAGCACGUCGUCGCGUUUCAGUUUCGACAUGGUUGGUGCUGCAAAACAGGAGAAACUGCUCGAAGAGCGCCAUCGCCAGCGGGAGCUGGAGCGCCAGGAUGAUGAACCUGACGAGCCUGGGUGUCGCGACUCCAGGUUUGACGAUAUUGACGAUUUUGACUACGACGCCAUGAUGGACGACGGUGGCUUCGAAGAAAGGAUACCGGGCGUCAACACCGACGCCGAGGACUACGACUACAUGUACGGGGAAGAAGAGAUACCAAUGACGGGGGAGGAUGAUUAUCUCUCGGGGCCCGGCGAUAACGGGUUUGACUCUGAGGAGGCCAGGUUGGAUCCUGACAACGACCAGGAAAACUUUUCUGGUUUUGUCUUUCAAAGAUCAAAUCCCGUCUCGGCAAUGACUAGCCCGACUACACCUGGCAUGCUUGUUACACCACGAGACGACAGUGGCAAGGUCAUUGGGUUUGCUAUGACGAAAGACUCGGGCACGCCAGGUCUGCAUGGCCAGCAACUGCCAUCGCCUUCACUGCACGAUGCCCCGAUCGCUUCUCCCAGGAGCGAAACAGCAAUUUCUGGACUCGGAAUUGUCAACUUUCCGCCCGCGUCCGGGGGAGAGGAAGACGGUUUCCUCCGGAAUGAGGUCCACGAGCAGCCGCAGGCAUCAAACUCUGCCAUCCAAGCACCGAAAGCUAGAGGAGACGAGCUCUACUACGACGGAGGCUUUGUCGGAGACUUUGCUGAUGAGCUCGACUUUGAGCAUGACAAUCCUAGCGGUGAGCCUUUUGACGAGUCCAUCUUCGAUCUUGACGACACCGAUCGAUAUGGCCGUCCACUGCCGGGAGUGUUUGCACAGGUACAAGCCCAGCGCGCAGCGGAGAGGGAGGCUUCGGCAGCAAAGAGAGAAUCGGACCAGACCUCUCACUUGUCGGGGCAGUCCAUCUUGUCGCAGUCGCCGAGGGCUUCUUCUAACAGCACCAGCUUGGCGGCCGCUCCAGCACACGAAGAAGCCAGCGGCCCAUCGGCCAAGACCGAUGCCGAGUCGUCCGGAAACGUGGAGGCGCCUUCGGGGGACUCUGGGCCUAAACUAGUGUCCCCUAUUCCAUCCAGCCGGGACGCCCUCUAUCAGGCCGCACUUGCAGAGGCUGCUAACAAGGCUGCAGCUUCUGGAAAGUUUCGCCGCGACUCUUCACCGCCGCCUCUUCCAACAGACCUUCUGGUGACAUCGCCCACGACUGGGUCUGAGGCGCCACUCUCUGGGCGAUCCGGCAUUGAUGCUUUUGCUGAUGACGACACUUAUGAAGACGAUCCCUACUCCCAGCCCAUGGACGAUUACGACGACAUGGAUGGGUAUGACUUUGAUGACGACGACAUAGUUGCCGAGGCCAACGCCUCUGCACUUGCCAAUGACCAGGAUGGUUUCUAUGGGCAGGAAUUUGGGUUCUACUCGAACGCGCCAUCCCAGUACGGUCAGCAUGGGCACAACUACGCUAGCGGUUCCAACAGCCACGCCGCAUUGAGCAAAGAGAAUCUCUAUGAAUACGCAAACGGGGGCUUCUUUGGGCCGUCAGGUGGUCUCGAGAGGAGCAAAAGCGGACGCGUCGUCUGUCGGGAACCAAACCUCACCCCGAUUACAGAGCGGUCCGAAUACUCCAACCGGAAUUCCAUCAUGUCACUAGGAUUACCGUCGGCCAGCCUGAACAGCGCGCAUCCUGAUCGCAGCCUGCAAAGCCCAGGCCUUGCCCAGCUUGCCAUGAUGGACGACGGCGAUAUGUCACUUUCGUCGCUACUGCGAUUGCGGUCACGUGCGUUUGGUGGCUCGCAAGCCAGUCUGGUGAGCAGUCGUGGAGACGGCGGCAGCCCCCGCUCAGAAAGGCCUGCAGAUGGGCUGAUGUCGCCCUGGUCGCCGCCUGGGCAGGGUCCUCCGCUUUCUGCCGGUCUGCCCUACCUUGGCGUCAACCACGGACGGAAGAGUUCUGUCCUAUCGGCUCACAGUAGAGACUCGGAUACGGGUAGUAUGGCGGGGAGCCCGACGAUGACUAUGAACAUGUCGUUCCCGGCCGCGCAGUCACCUUCCUCUCUGGCGCCACCCUCGAGAUCCCUGUCGUCGCCUGCGAGGUCGCCGGCUAGGCCCGUGUCGUUGUCGUUCUCGACUCCUUCAUCACAUAUUGCUCAGAUGUUGCACUCGCCAUCCACGCUCCCGGCGGGCCGUAUGUCCACGGGUGGUGCGGGGUCCGAGGAUCUCAGGCCUGCACUCCGCAUGAGGAGCCCAUCGCUGGACGACAAUCGAAUCUCGUCCCGGAGCAACAGUAACCUUGGCUUUGCUCACCCGGCCGCACCAUCUUCUUCGUCACCAUUAUCCUUGAGUUCGGUGUUUUCCACCAAUCACCACGACAAAGGAGUAGACGCGGCUGGGCAUGGACAGGUGGGCGCUGACGGCAACCAGGGCGAAUCGCAGCGGGAUCACGGCAUGGCUAAAGCGGAGAAACGAAACACAUUCGGCGAAGUAAUAAUGGACGAGGAGGCCUUUAAGCGCAUGAUGGCAUAA
Messenger RNA from Pyricularia pennisetigena, 3894 nucleotides. RefSeq lists its product as uncharacterized. The coding region runs from base 1 to 3894 and encodes 1297 amino acids. The record is from RefSeq and is a predicted model, not a curated record. NCBI's taxonomy places the organism in Eukaryota, Fungi, Ascomycota, Sordariomycetes, Magnaporthales, Pyriculariaceae. The transcript has a single exon.